UCACAGCGCCGCCCAAGCCGUCACGUGAGGGGUUCCUCUGGUCAUGUGACCCCAACCGCCUGACCCGAAGCUGCCGGGCAAAGUGAACAUGAGCCCCCAUCCCUGGCCGACCCUGCCCUGGGCCCUGGUUCUGCUGCUGGGGCUGCAGCCACGAGGCCUGGAGGCCAGGGCCCACAGACCCAAGGACCCUGAGUUUCAGGAGGCCUACUUUGAGCAGCUUCUGGACCAUUUCAACUUUGAGAGGUUUGGGAACAAGACCUUUCUCCAGCGGUUCCUGCUGACAGAGAAGUUCUGGAAGAGGGGCGAGGGGCCCAUAUUCUUCUACACCGGCAACGAGGGGGAUGUGUGGUCCUUCGCCAACAACUCAGGGUUCAUCCUGGAGCUGGCAGCGCAGCAGGGGGCCCUUGUCGUCUUUGCCGAACACCGUUACUACGGAAAGUCGCUGCCUUUCGGUGAGCGGUCCACAUGGCGUGGGUACACGGAGCUGCUGACGGUGGAGCAGGCCCUGGCUGACUUCGCAGGGCUGCUCCGGGCGCUCCGGCAGGAGCUCGAGGCCCCCGAUGCCCCGGCCAUCGCCUUUGGCGGCAGCUACGGGGGGAUGCUCAGCGCCUACCUGAGGAUCAAGUACCCACACCUCGUGGCGGGGGCCCUGGCGGCCAGUGCCCCUGUGGUCUCGGCGGCAGGCCUCGGCGACCCCUACCAGUUCUUCCAGGACGUCUCCGCGGACUUCCAAGGCCAGAGCCCUGAGUGUGCCCGGGCUGUGCAGGAUGCGUUCCGGCAGAUCAGGGACUUGUUCCAGCAGGGAGCCCCACACGUCGUCAGCCAGGAGUUCGGUACCUGCCAGCCCCUCUCCGGACCAAAGGACCUCACCCAGCUCUUCGGCUUCGCCCGGAACGCCUUCACCGUGCUGGCCAUGAUGGACUACCCGUACGCCACUGACUUUGUGGGCCACCUUCCUGCCCACCCCGUCCAGGUUGCCUGCAGCCGGCUGCUGAGCGAGAGCUCAAGGAUCGCGGGGCUUCGCGCACUGGCCGGGCUGGUGUACAACUCCUCCGGCAUAGAGCCCUGCUACGACAUCUACCUGCAGUACCAGGCCUGUGCCGACCCCACGGGCUGUGGCUUGGGCAGUGAUGCCAAGGCCUGGGACUACCAGGCCUGCACUGAGAUCAGCCUGACGUUCUCCAGCAACAACGUGUCCGACCUCUUCCCUGAGCUGCCCUUCACUGAAGCCCAGCGCCGGCAGUACUGCCUGGACACGUGGGGCGUGUGGCCACGGCAGGACUGGCUGCAGACCAGCUUUGGGGGGGGCGACCUCACAGCUGCCAGCAACAUCAUCUUCUCCAACGGAGACCUGGACCCCUGGGCGCGGGGAGGGAUCCAGAGCAACCUGAGUGCAUCCGUGCUCGCCAUCACCAUCCAUGGCGGGGCGCACCACCUGGACCUCAGAGGCUCCCACCCAGACGACCCUGCAUCCGUGGUGGAGGCCCGCAGGCUGGAGGCCGCUCUCAUCGGCAAGUGGGUGGAGGCAGCGAGGCCCACGGGGCUCCAGGGCUGAAGGCUGCCCGCCGCAGGGCCAGAGACGACCGGCUGGGGCCUGAGGCGAGGCAGGGGCAGGCGCCAGGCCCCGGGUCCUGCAGCUGGAGCCGUGCCAGGGUGGGCAGGGCCUUGUCCAAGGAGGCCCUGGACAAACACUCCUGGCCUGUCAGGUGUGUCCAGUCCUGUCCGUCCCGUCGGAGGCCCCGGGCACUGUGGCAUGCUCACACCACCUCCUCAACGUGGCUGUUGAAUAAAGCAGAGUCCUCA
Molecule: messenger RNA, 1803 nt
Organism: Bubalus bubalis (water buffalo)
Lineage: Eukaryota; Metazoa; Chordata; Mammalia; Artiodactyla; Bovidae
Gene: DPP7
Product: dipeptidyl peptidase 7
Exons: 13
Coding region: 89-1555 (488 amino acids)
Biological process (GO): proteolysis
Cellular component (GO): vesicle
Molecular function (GO): dipeptidyl-peptidase activity; serine-type exopeptidase activity
Source: RefSeq, a predicted model, not a curated record